AUGGCAGCUUGCCACAUUUUUUCCAUGGCCACCUAUGCUUCCAACAUGAUUUGCUAUCCACACCCAGCAAACCCAGUAAUCAAUGGAUUGAGAAAAACCCAUCACCUCCAAUUCACGGGCAGCACUUUCUGGGCAAUCCCAAUGAGUCUCUGCUCCAAUGGCCACCAUUUUCACCGACCCUUAGCGGCUGCAAGCGUAGAAGAGACAGCAAAGACAGAGAGUAAAGAAGGGAAGCCAAGGUUUAAGUUGGAUGCGGUAGACCCUGAGAUUACUGAAGCCCAGAAACAAGCUUUAGCUCAAUUGCCAUAUCAUAUGGCCAAACGUUGUAAGGCAUUGAUGAGGCAGCUCAUUUGCUAUUCUCCUCAGAAGGGUAGUUUGUGUGAGUUAUUAGCUGCUUGGGUUAGGGCUAUGAAGCCUAGCAGAGCUCACUGGCUUGCGGUUCUUAAAGAAUUGAGGAUAAGGGAUCACCCACUUUAUCUUCAGGUGGCAGAAAUUGCUGUAAUAGAAGAAUCUUUUGAAGCCAAUCUUCGUGACUAUACCAAAAUAAUUCAUGGUUAUGGGAAGCAAAACCGAAUUGAGGAUGCUGUUAAAACCCUUUCAAACAUGAAGGCUAGAGGCUUCAUAUGUGAUCAGGUAACUCUAACUGCCAUGAUUGACAUGUAUAGCAAGGCUGGACAUGUUAAGCUGGCUGAAGAAACUUUUGAAGAAGUUAAGCUCCUUGGGCAGCCCUUGGAUAAAAGAUCGUAUGGCUCAAUGAUCAUGGCCUACAUUAGAGCUGGAGUGCCAGAUCAAGGAGAGAGUUUACUCGUAGAAAUGGAUGCCCAAGAGAUUUAUGCUGGAAGUGAAGUUUACAAGGCGUUGUUAAGAGCAUACUCAAUGGUUGGUGAUACUGAAGGCGCUCAAAGAGUGUUCAAUGCAGUUCAGCUAGCUGGUAUUUCUCCAGAUGAUAAGCUAUGUGGACUUCUCAUAAAUGCAUAUGGUGUAUCAGGUCAAAGUCAAAAGGCACGUGUUGCAUUUGAAAACAUGAGGACGGCGGGUAUUAAACCGACUGAUAAAUGUAUAGCUCUAGUGUUGGCUGCUUAUGAAAAAGAGAAUAAACUUCAGAAGGCAUUAAAAUUUCUGAUGGCGUUGGAGAGAGAUGGUAUCAUGGUUGGGAAAGAAGCUGCAGAAACACUGGCGGCAUGGUUUAGAAAACUAGGAGUUGUGGAAGAGGUGGAUACAAUCUUGAGAGAAUUUGCAGAAACGGAAGCGAAUUCCAGAGUUCCUGCUACAUAG
Messenger RNA from Prunus armeniaca (apricot), 1275 nucleotides. NCBI's taxonomy places the organism in Eukaryota, Viridiplantae, Streptophyta, Magnoliopsida, Rosales, Rosaceae. The record is from the annotation of a GenBank genome assembly.